Marmota flaviventris (yellow-bellied marmot) is the source of this 3657-nucleotide messenger RNA. Lineage: Eukaryota; Metazoa; Chordata; Mammalia; Rodentia; Sciuridae. The record is from RefSeq and is a predicted model, not a curated record.
UGGCUGUCGGAGGAAGUUAUGACUGAUUUUAGAAACAUCAAGGGGACUUUACCAGAAUAAGAAUUCGAAUUUUAAGAUCAGAGCAGGGGAUGAAGGAGGGCAGAGUUCACUCAGAGCGGAAGUGAAAGGGCUGAUAGUCUGCAGGCGGAGUGACACCAGCGAGUGUGGACUCUCUAAAGCCGCGAUUUACUCGCUCUGCCUUUUUAGGCCUUUGCCUUCUCUCCACAACAGUCAGACAUGACUAAGUUCCGGGGAUCAGUGUCAUUCGAGGAUGUGGCUGUGGACUUCACCCAGGAAGAAUGGAAUCGACUGGACCCUACUCAGAGGACCCUAUACAGAGAUGUGAUGCUAGAGAAUUAUAGCCAUCUUGUUUCUCUGGGGUAUCCUAUUACCAAACCAGAUGUGAUUGCCUCUUUGGAGAAUGGAGUUCUUGAGAUCAUAAAGAGAGAAAUCCCAAGUUCAAGUUGUACAGAAGAUGAACAAGCUGAAGACCAGCUGGAGAACCACCAGGAAAACCAAAACAGACACCUGAGGCAAGCUAUAUCCAUUGAUGAGAAAAAUGUGUCUAAGGAAAGAGCUCAUGAAUUUGAUGGCUUUGUAAACCCACUUCCUCAGAGCACAUGGGUAGUUUCUUCAGGACACGCACCCUAUAUAACUGACUCAUAUGGGAAAAGUUUUAAAGAUAAUUUUGGCUUACUCAGUCCUAAUAGUCUGAGCUUGACAGCUCAGAAAUGUUAUGAAUGUAAUCGAUGUGGGAAAUUAUUAAUUCAUGGCAGGCAUGAAAAAAAUAAUGGAAUGAUACCCCUUGACUAUAAUACAUAUGAGAAAGGUCAUAGUCUUAACUUUGUUCAGCAUAAUCUGACUCAAGUUGCAGAACCAACCUAUGAAUGUCCUGAGUGUAGAAUACCCCUCAGCACGAAUUCACUCCUUAUUGUUCAUCAGAUCACUCACAUAGGAGAGAAACCUUAUGAAUAUACAGAAUGCAGAGAGGUAUUCAACAAGACUGCACACCUCAGUAUACAUCAGACCAUGCACACAGGAGACAAACUUUUUGAGUGUAAUGAAUGUGGCAAAUCCUUCAGAGAGGAAUCAACCCUGCAUAUACAUCAAAGAACUCAUACAGGUGAAAAACCGUAUGUAUGCACUGAGUGUGGCAAAGCUUUCCAAGAAAAGACAAAGCUCAUCAUACAUCGACGAACUCACAAAGGAGAGAAACCCUAUAAAUGUUCAGAAUGUGAAAAAACCUUCAACCAGAAGGCACACCUCAGUGUUCAUCAGAGAACACACACAGGAGAGAAACCCUUUGAAUGCAGUGAUUGUGGCAAAUACUUCAGAGAGAAAUCAACACUGAAUAUACAUCAAAGAACUCAUACAGGAGAGAAGCCGUAUUUAUGCAAUGAGUGUGGCAAAGCCUUCCGAGAGAAGACGAAGCUCAUCAUACAUCAGAGAACUCACACAGGAGAGAAACCCUAUGAAUGUUUAGAAUGUGGGAGAGCCUUCAAUCAAAAGGCACACCUCAGUGUACAUCAGAGGACACACACAGGUGAGAAACCUUUUGAAUGUAAUGAAUGUGGCAAAUCUUUCAGAGAGAAAUCAACACUGCGUAGACAUCAAAGAAUCCAUACAGGAGAGAAACCUUAUGUGUGUUCAGACUGUGGAAGAGCAUUCACCCUUAAGCUGAGCCUCAGUGCUCAUCAGAGAAUUCAUACAGGAGAAAAAACUGAUGGAUGUACUGUAUGUGGAAAAGUCUUCUCCCGCAAGUCAUAUCUUAUGCUACAUCAGAGAGCUCAUACAGGAGAAAAAUUUGAGAAAUCCUAUGAAUGCAAUGAAUGUGAUAAAGCAUUCUUCCAGAAAUCAUAUCUCAUUAUUCACCAGAGAGUUCACACAGGGGAGAAACCCUACGAGUGUAAUGUAUGUGAGAAAGCUUUCUCCCAAAAAUCAUAUCUCAUUAUACAUCAACGAACUCAUACAGGAGAGAAACCCUAUAAAUGUGAUAAGUGUAAUAGAGCCUUCAGAGAAAAGUCUAAACUCACUGUACAUCAGAGAACUCACAUAGGAGAGAAGCCCUAUGACUGUCCUGAAUAUGAGAGAAACCUUCUAGAAGUCAAAGAUCAGCAAGGAUUAGAGAACUCUCAGAGAGGAGAGACCAAAGAACUGAAAAUGGAAAAUCCUUUGUAGGAAAGUCAAAGAAAAAGUGAGGUGGGGGAAUCCUGCUUUAGGGUGAUCAGGGAUGGCUUUUCUGAGGACAUGACAUUUGAUCUUAGAUCUGAAAACAAAGCACCAGCCAUACUGGGGGAAGAGCAUUCCAGGCAGAAGAAAUAGCAAGGGCCAAGGUCCUGAAGCAAAAACUGGGCCUUUCAUGAUUAUAUCAUGGAUGUAUAUUGAAUGACUUUACACCAAAAAGGUUGUUCAACAUUAAAAUCUUUUGAAGCUUUGAAUCUAUGAGAGAUGUCAUUAGGAAGCCAAACCUCACCAUAAAUCUGGGCAAAGAUAUCAAGGGAAGCCCAAUUUAAUUAAUUUCAAUAAUCAUAGUCCCUUGGAAAUGAAAUAAGGGAAACAUGUUUCCAAAUUUAAUAUCCAACUCUCACAAAAAAUUAAGAAAAGCUAUUAUUAAGAACACUCAUUUUGUCAUCUUUCAUCAUGGGUAAUAAAAGCUAUCUCCAAGAAAAACAGAGUUCACCAAAUGAUAUGAAAUUACAUAAUUAAAGAUAACCACAAAAGGAAAAACAAUGAAGAAUAUACUAUAAAUGUUCAGAUAUUAGAAAGGACAUUUAAGCAGAACAAUGUAAAGAAAACAACACUACAGCAUCAAAUCCAGUUUCCAAAAGUAGCAACAGUUGAUAAUGCUUGCAUUUUCACCACAGCCUGUUGGGUAAGAUUUUUGGCUAUGUUUCUCUGUGUGGAUCUUCCUCUUCUCUGAGACUCAUCCUACAGCCUUCCCCAAAAGACUAUAAGCGGCACGACAGGUUUUUAGAAGAUCCGUUUUUGACUCAAAUUCACCGGCGUUUAUUUCUGCUGCUUUUGAUGAAUAACUAUCACAUUCAGAAGUCAGUACCCAGAGUAAAAGCACCUUUUAUGGACACCCAGGGAAAUGUGAACUUUGGUUAUCUAUGUUGUUUGGGGCUGAGCACAGGGGAAAUCCUUUAAAGGAAGGGAGCUUGAGUUUUCUUUGGCAUGCAGUGGCCACUAGCUGUUUCAAUGAUCAUCUGCUCUGGAUGUAAUGAAUAUUGAAAGCAAGGCUUUGAGUAGUUGAGAAUCCACCCUCAACCAAAGAAUACAAAGGAAAUGAUUAACUGCUUCUUCGUGGGAGUGGGUGCUUCCAGUGGGGCUGGCCAAUGAAAAGAAAAGAAUGGUAAGUUCAAAUUCCUAAAUGCUCUGCUGAAGACACAGACUGAACCCUGGGCAUUGUGUAAAAAGAAAUUAUUACCUGUGCAUUCAUUGAAUUCCUUCUUAAAUUCCCAGUGUGUCAUUUGCAAUUUAGGUUUUGAUUUUGAAAGAGAUGAUGGGGGGCUGAGAAUUAGAAUGAUGACAUGUGGGAGAAUGUGAAUAUUUUAAACUCCCAGUUCCCACUGAGCUUCCUGUGUAAACUGAGUUUAAUCCCAUUCUCCUCUGAUGAGACUGUAUCUGUCGAAAAUAAAGACCCUGUAGUGACCUCAA